AUGCCUGAAAACAAGACAAUUUCCUGUUCUUUCAUUGGAGGUGAUCAAGCCAAGAAAAACAAUGCCACAUCACAAGCUUUGGUUCUAUUUGGUGCCCCUAAGGAAGCCAUUGAGAUUUUUCAUGAAAAUAAAAUGACAAAUACUGAAGGGGUGAAUGAAGGCAUUUACUUUAGUUACCCAUGUCGACGUCAAAGCUGUGCUUUAGUAAACAUCCCAGCACCAUGUGUCAACAAAAUCAUUUCACACAUUGAAAAUGUGGAAUCUAAAAUACAAGAGCAUUUGAAACGGUUUGAAACUUCUCUUGAAGAAUGGAGCAGAACUUCUUCCACAAAAGAGUGGAAGGAAGAUUGGAGUAUUGCUACACCAAUGAAAGAGGUCAAACCAGAAGAAGAAAGAGAUGAAAGGUGUCCAGAAUUAAAGCAGGAAAUGGAAAUAUUGCUAUCAGAGGCCAUUCAUCUCAUUAAAAGUCUAGAAACUGACCGUGCAGAAGCUGAAGAAGCUUUAAAACGACAAAAGUCAAGAAAGAAAAAGAUUCACAUGAAAAUUGAUUCUUGGUCAAUUUGGAGACUUCAAGAAAUCCCACUAGCUGUGCAGAAAGAACAUGAGGCCUAUUUGAGAGAUAUUGUAGAAUUACAAUGGCAUCUUGAAGAUAGAGCUUAUCAGCUAAAACAUUUUGAGGAACAAAAGGUGAAAUUGGAGGAAGCUAAUGCAAAGCUUCAAGCAGACACAGACUACAUGAAUGCACGCGGUCCUCUAAUUAACUCAAAGCAGAACCAAGAACUUGAAACUCUGAAAGAAUUUUAUCUAAAAAAAUUUGAGGUAAUGGAAUUAUACAAACAAGUUCAGGAAGAACUUGCAGAAGCUAUAGAAAACUAUAAGAAUGCCAAAUUGAAGGCUAAACAAAUGAAACAAGACAUGGAAAAAGAUAUUCAUAAUGAUGAAGCAAGCCUAGAAGCCUACAAGAGAGAGAUAGAUAAACUGAAUUCUCUGCAUAGUCACUACGAUACAGCAAUAGAAAAUGUUAAUGUUAGUAUCGAGGAGAAUGAAGAGGUAGUGACUGAAGUAUUGAGGGAAACAAAGACAUCAAGAAAUGAAUUAUCUGCUUUAUCAAAAAUGCUAGACAAUUUGAAAAAAAAUUAUGAUCAACUAGCCUGGAAGAGAAAAAGUUAUGAAAAGGAAUAUCUGGAAGCAUUCAAUAAUUAUUAUGCAACAAAACAAACAUGGGAUAUUGAGCUUUCUAAUGUUGCAAAAGACCUUUCAGAUAUUUCAAUUGCAUAUACUCAUUCGGCAGAAGAAAACAGAAAGCUUGGAAUUGAUAUUGAAACCAUGGCAGGUCUUAUCAAUGACAGUAUAAGAAAAAAAUCAGAGUUUGAGUCUGAAAUCCAAUCUUUGAUGAAACUAAGGGGAAAAAAUGAUGAAUUUAUUAAGCAACUCUACAGGCAAGCUUAUCACCUUGGUGCUAUUUUCCACCUAACCAAAUUUAAAACAGAGGAAUUAGAGGACAAAAUAGCAGAAGUGAGAAGAAAAUUCAAGGGUAGAGAAGAAUUCUUGAAAAGACUUAUUCGAAGUGAAGUGACUAAUGGAAUGAUGAUUCAGAAAAAAUUGUAUUCCAUUCAAGAAGAACAGAUCCUUGAGAGACAGGAUCUUAUGGAAAAGAAAGCAAUGUACACCCUAGCACUGGCGGAACUAGAGACGCCGCUGCUUGAACUAGAAGAAGAUGCCGCAAAAAUCAGAACUGCCCACAAAGAGCAUGCUGACACAUUAAAUGAUAUAAUUGAGAAAAGAGAAAAUGUUAAAAAAAAUGUGGAAAGAACAAAGAAAAAUUUGAGAAAAAAAGGGAAGAAAACUCGUGAUGCAAUAAUAGAAACUGAGGAAAAACGCUCAAUGAUUUUUAAAGAAAUAAAGACCACUAAAAGUAAAACAGUUAUUUAUCAUGCAAAAAUAGAUCAAUUGAAUAAGGACUUAAAAGAAAAGGAGAAGGAAAAGAAUAUUUUGGCUCAGACACUUGAGCAAUUAAAGAACCACUAUAUAACUACAAAAUAUAAAAAGGAAUAUGCACAAGCUGUGUUUGAUCAGCUCGUAAGUGAGAAAAAAACCUGUGAAGAGAGACUCUAUGAAGAAGAACAGAGAUACAGAACACUCAUUACCAUGAGGCAAAAAACUCUGGCAGAUAUUAAAAAAAUACAAGAUGAUUCACUCGAAGAAAAUUUGCGUUUAGCUCAAGAAUAUCAGGAAUUACAGACUACUUUCUUAACAGAAAAGGACAAUUAUUUCAAUCUAUAUGAUAGACAGUUAUCACUUGAUGCUUCAAUUCAAGCUAAGAAACAGCUCUGUCAGCUGCAAAGAAGGAUACACAAGGUGUGGCAGAAUCACUUCAAACUGGUGGUCCUCUGCGGCCAUAUGAGGCUGGCCAAGUUCCAGACAGACUCUCAAGAGAGUAUUCAGAAAAUAUUAGCUGUGCAGGCUUUGCAGAUGCCAUUCAGCUGUUUAAGAGAUACCGUCAACAGUUGCCUUGUGUUGCUUUUGUGUGAAACCUCCUUCAGUGAAAAGGACACUUAUUUUUAUUUUAUUUAA
Messenger RNA from Puma concolor (puma), 2574 nucleotides. The record is from RefSeq and is a predicted model, not a curated record. NCBI's taxonomy places the organism in Eukaryota, Metazoa, Chordata, Mammalia, Carnivora, Felidae.